Messenger RNA from Leishmania braziliensis MHOM/BR/75/M2904, 5046 nucleotides. RefSeq lists its product as hypothetical. The coding region runs from base 1 to 5046 and encodes 1681 amino acids. The record is from RefSeq and is a predicted model, not a curated record. NCBI's taxonomy places the organism in Eukaryota, Euglenozoa, Kinetoplastea, Trypanosomatida, Trypanosomatidae. The transcript has a single exon.
AUGAACUCGUCACUACCCACGCUUCAGAGACCUUCUCCUGCCUCGCCACGAAAGCACGUGACGGGCUCACCUCCUGGCGCCGCAACUGUGCAGCGAGCGGUGGGUGGCUCCACACUGCACGAGCGGCUUGUCACGCGACACCGGGAAGCCAUUGAGGCUUUCCGCACCAGCGCCCGGUCGUUCAACAAUGACGUUGAUUCAGAGCAGCAGGAGCGUGUAGCACUGCUGCACACCGCCGUAGCUGAGAGCCACGCGACUACCUUGUCGACUAUAGCCCAGGAGCAGCAACGACUUGCUGAGCGACAGGCAGAGACCCAGGCGCACAACGAAGCGCUUCGGGGUGCUGACCCCGAUGCAGUGCUGCCCGUGUGCGCCGACGUGUACCACUGCUCUACCGCCGACGAUCAAGGCCGCGCACGGGCUGUGGCUCUCAUGCAGCAAGAUCGGCUGUCUCUCAUGCAACGCCUCGUGGAGGUGCGAGAUCAUUACCGCAGUCGAGUAGAAGCAAUCGACGCGUGCUUCGCGGACAUCGCCAGUGCGGAGGAAGCACGCCGCAAACACAUCCAGGCGGCAGUGCAGAAUCUGAUGGACAGCCUCACCCGCAUCGCCGUCACUAGCACAACCGAGUCACAGGUACUUGCUCAGCGCAUCCUCCACCACACAAAUGAACAGCUCGGCGGGAACUACUUGGCCGCGCAGACGAUGGCGACGCAGCUUCGGCAGCGAGAGCUGUACAAGCACCAACACUACCAGCGCACGCUGGUCACCAUCUACCGGGACAUGCAAAUGUGCAUGGCUCAGCAGCACGUGGCGUGGUGCAUCACAGUGUUGCGCUCGGCUCUGUUCCGCCGCCCGGAGGGGCGGCUGCAGUCUGUGCAGGCAGCGGGGCGCUUAAUCUCAGCCAUCCGCAGCGAGGCUGAGGGGCUCACUCGCGGGUUGACGGAGGUGGUGGAUUCCCUCGAGGUCGCGCAGCCGUCUGCGACCACCACGGAGCUUCAGGUGUGUGGCGGCAGUGGCACCAACGGGUGGCUGCGCUGCUUUGAAUCAAACGUGCAUCGUCCCAUCUUUGUCGGCGAGGACCCGCGGGCGGUGCUAGAGGAGUGGCAGAUGCGCGUGAGCGUUCUUUUACGUCACUGCCGCGCGCGGUGUAACGAGCUGAUCCUCCGCGUGAGGACCGACGAGGCUACGCGCACGAGCGUGGCGGCUGAACUUGCGGCGCACACACUCGAAGAUGUCGAGGCGAUUGCGCGUCCGCUCGGCGAAGAGUCGGGGCUGUUGCAACGCGCAUCUCUCGCGUACAGCGGCACUGAUAAGGAUGGGUCGGAGGGGCCACCCGGCGAAGCUGGUGACAUGCUCGACGACGCCCUUCUCUCCCUCACCCGUGCCCAUCCCGGGGUGCUCGCUAUGAAACAAUCCAUGGCACAGUCCGCUGCGUGGGCCCUGUGCGUCCCAACCAUCGAGCAGGAAGGGAAGUGGUUUGUGCACCUUGUGUCGGGUGGCUUUCGACGCGGCUACAUCCAGUUCUGUGCCGACGCCGCCACGUCUACCGGCAGCAUGCUGGUUAGUCUUGAGGGCGCCACUGACGUCCUCCUUGUCUCCACCUGCGGCAUCCUCGGCAACCUGCGUGAGCUCUACGCGCAGUGGCACGAAAAAGAGAUGGACUACCGCGACGAGGUGACACGGCUGGAGCUGCAGCUUCGUUUGUUGGAGGAGGAGCUCAGACAACAGGAGACACCUGCGGCUGCAGAGACACAGUACACGGCGGGGCUGAUGUGCCUCCAGUCGAUCAUCGACGCCCACACUCGCUACUACGAGGCCGUUCGCAGCCGUGUGGCGAAUGCAGCAGCAGACGUGUUGCGAGUCGGUCAGGCGUGUGUCGGGGAGCUGAGCAGGCAGGCAGGGCUGUCGUGGAUCCGGUUGAGCUCCUCUGACGUGGGUGAGGCACUAGAAACUCCACAAGAGCAGCUCAAGCACAACAACUCCGCUGACACUCUACGUACAACCACGCACAGCAGCGGCACUAUCAGCGGUGUCCUCCUUGGCUCACCGCACAAGAACGGGGCUGCCGUUGUGCCCACCUCUGAUGCACGGCCAUGGUCCACCACGCACGGGGAGGAGUUCAUCAUCGACUCCAUCGCCUUCCGCUUUACUUGCGUGACGGCACGUAGUGACGGUGCCAGCAGUGGCAAUUCAACUGCGAAGGCGGAUGUGAGUCUGGAGGAUUUUGAUGUCGAUGACAAGGCGGCGUCAGCCGGGGCGAUUCCGGGCGCAGCGUGCCAGCAAUUCUACCUGGACCUGCUCCCCGAGCUGCACCCUGCACAGCAAGACGCAGCGUUGUUCCUCCCCCAGUCGCGGGUGGUGGAGUGGAAGGAGAAGCUGCGACAUGCUCUCAUGGAAUGGGGCCUUAACUUACAGCGGCGUGCAUGGGAGAACUGGCGGCUGUACACAGCGGCUUUUCAGGCCGAUGUGCAGCACCGCGUGAUGGAAGUGCUGCGGUACCAUCGGCGUCGCCCUGCGACGCUUCAAGCGAACGUCUACGAAGCCCGCGUGCGCGAGCUGAUGGACACAAAGAACAGAGGCGACAAGAUGCUCUCACGAAUAGCGGAACGUGUGACUCAUUUGCAGACACUCAAGCACGACUGUAUCACCCAGCUAUCACAGACUGGCUGGGACGAGGCGUUCGUUCGCGAGCGCACUGCCCUGAUCGGCAAAGUGCGCGACGCCAUGUCGAAAAAAGCUGUAAAGACGCUGGUGUGCCGGCACGACUCCCUCUGCGCCCAGUACCGCACAGCUCUGGCAGACCGCUGCGCUGAGGCGGUGCACACACUCGAAAGGGCCCAAGCAGCAAUUGAAGAGGACUGCGCUCAGCUCCUGCAUGAUCGAGCGGUGGAGCUGCGGGGUGGCAAUAAGACAGCGCAGCUGCCGGCGGGCGACCCGGUGCAGAGGGCUGUCGACCAGCUGCGCGCAGAGGUGCAGGGGAUGCUCACGCAGUCGCUUAAAGCCGUCGAUGAUCUGCAGCAGGAGCGCGUCACUGAGAUUGAGAGCUGGCAGGCGAAAUGGGAUCGCACAGUGGAGCACAGCAGCGCGGAGCUGAGCGUGUUUCAGACAGCACAGGAGGGUCUGGCCCGACUGAAGGCACAGGUGCAGACGAUGCUAACGACGGCAGCGACGGAGGAGGCAGCGCUUGCGGCAGAGGUAGCGGUUGUGGUGAAAGUGGUGGACGAGGCCUCAGUCGUGCCAGUGAUCGACUUGGCAGCCACUAUGCAUGCGCUGUUCAAAGAGGACCCCUCUGCAACCUCCCCAGCGGGUGUUCACGAUGGUGAGACGCCACUGACAACCGAGGAUCUGAAGGACAUGGUGGUGCACAAGCUCAACAUGGCCAAGGCUAUGCAGCGGGACCGCAUCCGUACAGCAUCUGUAUGUGUUGUUUUCGCCUCUCUUGACAAGCUCCGUGGGCUGCUGUACGAGCGUGGAUGCCGCUUAGGUCUGCUGGCGCACACAGUGGAGAUGUGGCGGGUGUCGCCGAUGCACUAUCUGCUGCCCUCGGCGCUGGGGGAAGAGGACCCCGAGGUGAUGCGAAGCCGUGCUGGCAACCGCAGCGCUGCCUUGAAGGCGAGCCGCCGCUGCAAAGACGCCCAGUCCGCUGCCUCUGCCGGACAUACCAUAAUGCCCCUCUCCACGCCGGCGACGUACGCUGAACAGGCGGCGCAGUGGACAACACAAGUACUGAAGGACGCAGAAGCUGCGGCACUGCGCCACGUCAGUGCCUUCCCAGGAGACAUGUACCGCCGACUGCCUGGUAUGACUGACGGCUCUGCAGAGCAGUUUAACGCCGCCGUAGCGGCCCUGUGCCUUGCUCAGCGGGAGCGAGUCAAGUCAUACACAACUAAGGCAGGGCAGCCCUUUCGACAACGUGUGCAGGAGCUGUGGAACGCACUACAGAGAACGCCCUCUCUCCUUGCGCACACCUUGCGCACGGAGGCCACGACUGCGAUCCUCGAGCGCGUCGGGGCUGUGCUGCAGUCAUGGUUGCGCUUUCAGAGGCAGAGCAGCGAGCAGUGGCGCGCGCACAAGAGCGCCGUCACGCUCUCCUUAGCCCAUCAGCCCAGCGCCACGGCCCUCACAUCGCUGUCAAAAGCGGAGGCGGCUCGCAGUGCUUCGGCAGAGUCGACUCUGCAGAAAGUGUGGGGCUGGAGUCUGCGGGAGGUGGAAGAUGAAGUUGGACUGCAUGUAGCUCGCUGCUGGACAGCCCUGCAAUCCUACUCACGCCUUCUCAAGGGAUUGGUCACCCCACAGCACCUCGUCUCUACGGCGGAUGUGGUGGAGGGCGGCCACCACCGCGGGCUACGGCACCUCCUGGAGCUGCGCGCGCAACACGAGCGGGCGGCCACAGAGUUGGAGGGGACGACAGGCGUGAAGAGGGACCCAUGUCUGCAGGAUUUGAUCUCGCUGCACCGCGCCGACGCCCCUGGUGCUAACCCAUCUGCGGCUAGUAAGCGGCGCGUCAGCUCAUCCGCGGCAGCAGCAGCAGCGACAAUGGAAGGUGUCACGCUCGUGCAGCUCUCGCAGUGGAGCGACAUUGAGCUACCCGGGCUGCCGCUGAACACCUGUGUCCCCCUCUCGCAGUACAACAUGCAGCACCCGCAGACUACCAUAGCCCCACCUCUGGCGGCAGCGGCGUAUGUGCCAGCUGCCACCCACCUUACCAGCGAUGGCAAGGGACCGCAAGGCCCCAGCAACAGGCGCAUCUCUGGGAUGACCUCCUCCGCAUCUGCAAGCUCAAGCGGCCGCAAAGGACAUUCAUCGACGGCGGCAGACGCAAAGGUCGCCGCUGCUGUCGCCGAGGUCUCUGUUCCGCUUCUCGUGCCGCGGGCUCCACUCGCGCUGGAGUGCGCCCAGCUCCUCCGCGCCGUGGUGCAGUCAGUGAGCUCGCAGGGCAACGACGCCGCUGGUGUCCUCAGCAACACAUUCGACUUCUACGAGCGGCAGGAAGCGCAGUGGCAGCAGACGUGGGCGCUGACCUUGAAGGACCUGGCGACAAUGUAA